Molecule: messenger RNA, 2623 nt
Organism: Archocentrus centrarchus (flier cichlid)
Lineage: Eukaryota; Metazoa; Chordata; Actinopteri; Cichliformes; Cichlidae
Gene: lmf2a
Product: lipase maturation factor 2a
Exons: 14
Coding region: 102-2285 (727 amino acids)
Biological process (GO): protein maturation
Cellular component (GO): endoplasmic reticulum membrane
Source: RefSeq, a predicted model, not a curated record
CGUGUCCCCCAGCUACGUUAAAUCCCGCUCCCAGUUUCCACAGGAAUUACAGCGAUAGGUGAACAGGAGGGGGAAAAACGUAUAGCCAAAGUCGGUUAAACAUGGGGGAAAUUGUCCUCCCACGGCGCAUGUUCCUCUGGUGCAUGGCGGUCAUCUACAUGACUGCUUUUGUUUCCCUCUACGUGCAGAUGCCAGGUCUGUAUGGAAAUGAAGGGCUGCUGCCUGCCCGCUGGCAGCUGCGAUACAGCGGGAAGCCUCUGGUGGAGCAGCUGCUUUCCUCUCCCACGCUGUUGUGGCUGGGACCUCGGUUUGGCCUGGACACUCACACUGCCAUGGAGCUGCUGUGUCUCAUUGGGGCUGCGCUGAGCCUCGCCGCCACGCUGGUGGAGGCUUUCCGAGACAGCAUGGUGUUCCUCUGCCUCUGGGUCUUGUACCUGUCUAUGUACCAGGUAGGCCAGGUUUUCCUCUACUUUCAGUGGGACAACUUGCUUCUAGAGACAGGGUUCCUCUGUAUCCUUGUUGCUCCCCUGACUUUAAUCAGAGGGUCACGAGGAGUCAGAGAGCAUGAUCGUGUCACUUUCUGGCUUAUUCGCUGGCUGCUCUUUAGACUGAUGUUUGCAUCCGGGGUGGUGAAACUAACCUCUCGUUGUCCCACCUGGUGGGGCCUCACAGCCCUAACAUAUCACUAUGAGACUCAGUGUAUCCCAACCCCACUGGCCUGGUUUGCCCACCAGCUGCCAGUGUGGUGGCAGAAGUUGAGUGUGGUGGGAGCCUUCGUUAUUGAGAUUGCUGUACCAUUACUGUUCUUCAGUCCACUGCGGAGGCUGCGACUUGGAGCUUUUUACUUGCAGGUGCUGCUUCAAGUUUUAAUCAUUUUGUCUGGCAACUACAACUUCUUCAACCUGCUGACUGUGGCCCUCUGUCUGUCACUUCUGGAUGAUCGCCAUGUACAUUUCUGGCUGCGCAAGGCAGACAAGACCAAUAACAGGAAUGAUGAUUCCAAGCUGUGGUCGUGGCUGUGUUACCUGCUGGAGCUGUCGGUCUGGGCUAUGGUGAUUGUUGGAACAAUUGUCUGCUUUGACCUGCAGCUGGAUACGACUAAGAAAGGCAUCUCCUCCCGGACCGCAUUUACAUACCACCAGUUUAACCAGUUUCUGAAGACCGUCACUAUUCCCUGCAUCUGGAUCGGUGUCCUCUCACUCACUUGGGAGAUGGUUACAUCUCUGUUCAGAUAUGCGUGCAUCUCUGGAUUCCUGAAGAGGUUUUGGGGAACAGUUCAGUGGACGGUGUUUGCUGGGGCUGCAGCUUCAAUGUUUGCCGUCAGUCUAGUGCCGUUUACCUUCAUCGAGUAUGACUCCAACUCCAGGUUAUGGCCAGGAGUGCGCCAAGCCUAUGAGAUUGUGGAUCGCUACCAGGUGGUCAACUCAUACGGCUUGUUCAGAAGGAUGACCGGAGUUGGUGGGCGCCCAGAGGUCGUCAUUGAGGGGAGCAGUGAUGGCGUCACGUGGACGGAGAUUGAGUUCAUGUAUAAACCAGGGAAUCUAAGUGCAUCUCCUCCUGUGCUGACACCCCAUCAGCCCAGGCUGGACUGGCAAAUGUGGUUUGCUGCUCUUGGGCCCAAUACACAAUCUCCAUGGUUCACCAGCCUGAUGUACAGACUGCUGCAAGGCAAAAGAGACGUUAUUGAGCUGAUCCAGACGGAUGUAUCCCAGUAUCCAUUCCAUCAGCAGCCGCCUGCCUACCUGCGAGCUCACCGCUACAGAUACUGGUUUACUGAACCAAAGGCUGACGGCUCUUACCCAGAGCGCUGGUGGAGGAGGGUCUAUGAUGAGGAGUUCUACCCUGUAGUGCACCUAGGAAACAGUUUCCUGGAGGGCAUGCUCAACCAGUACGGACUUAAGGACAAGUCGUCUCCACGCCGGAUGUCCAACACCACUGUUGCCCAGGUGGUGAGGUGGGUGCGCUCUCAGGUCAGAGGUGUUCCCGCCCACACACUAAUUUGGACUCUCGUUGCCUGCAGUGCCACCUUCUGUUUACUUCAGGGAUUGCGAAAUAAGAACAAAGCUGCAGAAAGGCCCUCAGAGGCUCACAAAGCCGCUACUACUGAUCACACAGAAAAUGUGGUUGAAGACUUCUCUUCAGACCAUCAUGGGAAGACAGAACAGCAGGCAGAUGAAGAGGAAGACAAAGAAGCAGACAGUGAAGAUGAGGUGGAAGAGGGCGAAGAAGAGCAGAAUGAAGUUAAUGAAGAGGAUGAGGAAGAAGACAGGAUAGAAAAAAGAUGAGGUCCUCGAAAGGCAAGAGUUUUGAAAAGAUGCAGGUAAUCCUUCACAGACUGUUAUCAUGGCUGCCUUUAUAAAACGUUAUCAAGAUGACCAAAGAAGUUGUUUUUCUAUAUUUUGUUUCCUGAUCAGCCACUCAUUAACAAUAUUAUGUCUUUAUGUCUGCCUUGUUUGAGCUACACUUUACUGCACCACACUGUACCCAUCUGUGUAUCUCUGCUUGAUCACUUUGGAGCACUUUUAAUAACAUUUUAAAGUUGGGUCAGUUCUGACACGUACUGAACACUUGGAGAAACCCAGCCCACACACACACACACACACACACACACACACAAACAAAA